AUGAAGCUGUACUAUAUCUCUGUCAUACUCACCACCUGCCUGAGCACUGUUUUUGCUCAAGGAAUGGACGGCCUACUAGACUGCGCGAAAGAUUGUGCUACUGGCUCCAUUCCCAAGCAGUGCCAGACUAUCGAUGUUGCUUGUAUCUGCGGUGACAAUAGCUUUAUCAACGGUAUAUCUUGUUGUGUCGCCAACAAGUGCUCAAAGGAUCAACAAGAUGCCGUUCUCAAAUUCGCAAACCAACUCUGCAGUGGCGCCGGUGUAAAUGACCUCCCCAAGAGUGCUAGCUGCGCCGAGGGAAGUUCGAGUGCUACUGAGACAUCUUCCGAUUCUUCGGCCUCUAGAAAAUCAACUACUGCGAAGAGCACAGCCACGGAUGAAUCGGCUGCGACUACUUCGGGUUCUCCCGAUAGCUCUGCAUCACCAACUGCUUCCAAAUCUGACAGCAACACCAAGACCUCAUCUACUUCAACAUCGUCACCUACUACCAGUAAUGGCGGAGCUGGCCUUGUACAAAGCAAAGAUACUAGUCUCCUUGCUGCUCUUGGUGCGGCAGUCUUCGCAUUCCUUGCGUAG
Messenger RNA from Aspergillus bombycis, 576 nucleotides. RefSeq names its product CFEM domain-containing protein. The transcript is spliced from 3 exons. NCBI's taxonomy places the organism in Eukaryota, Fungi, Ascomycota, Eurotiomycetes, Eurotiales, Aspergillaceae. The coding region runs from base 1 to 576 and encodes 191 amino acids. The record is from RefSeq and is a predicted model, not a curated record.